ACAGGUAUAUAUUUCGAAAUAUUUGCUUCAUAUUUCUUUGAACUGUCGGAAAGUACUCACAGAAGUUUGCGAUAAAUGUGAGGAAAAUUUUCUUUACGGAAAUUGUCACUGAUAAUACAUACAGCGUUUGGUAUUCUGUCGGAAUCUGAACAAGAUGUUUGGAUUUUGCAAAUCCAAUUCUACCAUUCCAAUUGCGCAUCUGGAUUAUAAAUAUAUCAGCGAAUGCAAUAAUGCAAAGGAAUUGGAAAAACUGUUGAAGAUACUCAGGUCUGGCGAAGAGGGCCAUUAUCCUGAUCUUGUGAAAUAUACAGAAAAAAAAUUGGAUUCUUUAAGCCCUCAGAGCAAAUUAUUACAGAAAGAAACAAAAGUAAAAUCUUUCAAGGAACUGGACAAGAAUGAAAGUUCAGUGCUAAUGGAUGAUUUGCUGGAAUGGUCUAGUCAAAUGUCACAUGUUGAUAAAGAAAUUCUAGAAGGACCAGCUAAGCCAGAUUCUGUACCUGAAUACCCUCCAAUCAGAGUGUCAUCAUCUACAAAAGAAACUAAGAACAAUCUACAGGAUAAAUCUUCAGAUAUCGACUCAAGAAGACAAGCUGCUCCAAGAUCUUACACUGAGUGGGACAAGCUGAAUGUUGAAAAAGAACUUAAGGAUGUUGACAAAGUUAUUAAUAAAAGUCCUUCAAAUGAAACAAGGAUAAAUGAUACAGCAAAGUCUGUUCCAGCAAAAGUUGAAAUACCUGCAGAUUCAACAGAGAGCGACAAAGCUGCUAAAGCGAAUCAAGAGAAAAACAAAGGGAACGAGGCUUUUAAGGCAGGAGAUUUCAAUGAGGCGUUGGUGUAUUACAACCGAAGUAUAUUCUUGCAACAGUCACCAGUAUUGUUCAAUAACAGAGCAAUAACAUACAUAAAAUUGGAAAGAUUUGAAGAUGCCAUAAAAGACUGCAAUAAAGUUUUGGCAGAGGAGCCUGAUAAUUUUAAAGCAUUUCUGCGUCGAGGAAUUGCCUUAAAAUCGUUAAAGCGAUUUAAGCAGGCCUUGCAUGAUUUCAAAACGGUAUUAGAGUUGGCACCAACAAACAAGCGAGCACAAAGUUUGGCUGACGAGGUGAGAAAGUCUUUGAAAGAAACUGGAAAUUUGGAUUAUGAUGCAAGUGGUGAACCGACUGUCAACGGCAAAGAUAAUGGAGAAACGGCCAAAGGAAAACGAUUGAUUAUCGAAGAAAUUGAAAGUAUCAAUCAAAGAGAGAAUGAAAAAUUCGAAGCAAAAGAGGAGCAGCCUGUCAGAAAAGGAAAGCGAUUGAAAAUUGUUGAAGUUGAAAAUGCCGAAGACAUUAGUUCAGAUCAUAAAAAAGAGAACCCCAAAAAUGGCGAUUUCAGUCCGAACUCGCAAUCAGUGAAUGUUGAUGCGAUGGAAACUGCAAAGUCGAACGAAUCUCAAGGAAAGGAUAAUUUGUCAACAGGAGAAACUGCAGUUUCGGAGAAGGCGAAUUCUGGAAGUGUAGCGAUGAUGGCUAAUGAGGAACAAGAUUUGAAAGGAAAAGAUGUUACUUCCAAUGCAACACAAGCUGAAAAUCCAAGUAACGUAAAUAAAGAAUCUGGCACAGUUCACAAAGAAUUGGUACCAGUGGCAGUUCUGCCAGUUCCAGAGGAUGUACUGUCUUUAAAAAAUGAUGGAAAUUCAUUAUACAAGGACGGACGAUUUGCUGAGGCAAGAGAUAAAUAUUCUGCUGCGAUUGAUAAACUGGGCAAAGGAACCAAGGGACAUGAAUUUUCAGUAGCUGUAUUAUUGAGUAACCGAGCAAUGUGCAGUUCGAAAAUUGGAGACUGCAAGGGAUGCAUAAAAGAUGCAACAGAGUCAAUAAAAUUAUCGCCAACUGCGAAAGCCUUUUUAAGAAGAGCCUCUGCAUACGAGACUAUAGAGAAUUAUCGAUACGCCUAUGUCGAUUAUCAGACUGCAGUUAGCUUUGACAAUGCAUUGCAUGCUGGAUGGAGUGGUAUUUCGAGACUCACAAAUCUGCUGCGAAAUCGGGAUGGCGCUGGCUGGAGAGAGAAGCUGCCAAAAUCUGAAUCCUACGCCAACCUUCAGAAAUUAGUCAGUGGUUCUAAUGGACAAGAAGCUCCAAGAAUAUCUAGUGGAAGUGCUCCCGUUUCAAGCAAUGCACAGAUUCCUGAAGCUAAAUCUGGCUCUCCUAAAGUGCCGAAAAUGGAGGUUGAUAUAAAUCAAGUUGAAGCGCAGUUUAGAAAUAUUAAAGAAAAAGGAAAUCAGUUUGUCCAAAAGAAAAUGUUUGAAGAUGCUGUUAAUUGCUACACACAAUGUAUUGGCUUGCUGCCAAAUGAAGUAGCUUGCUAUACAAACAGAUCGCUAUGUUAUCUCAAAUUAAACAAGCCUUUGGAAGCGGAAACCGACGCAACGAAGGCGCUCAGCCUUCAGAAAGACAACAUUAAAGCCCUGUUUAGGCGUGCAUCUGCUCGCAAAAUGUUGAAUCGAUACGCAGAUGCAAUGGAUGACCUUUCACAACUUUUAGAGUGCGACAAAAGCAACAUGCCUGCAAAGAAAGAACUCGAAAUCAUUAAAAAGCUACAGAAUGAAUCUUGUGUUGGAGAAGUAAGCCGUGAUGAAACGAAGACGAAGACAGUGCCGAAAAAUGAUACUUUACAAGAUAAAGAAGAAAGUGGAAAUACAAUUUAUACAAAAGAGAAAUUGGUAGAAGAAAUCCGCAACGCAGCUUUUGCAGAGCAGAAUGCUGGUCCUAGAAAUGUGGCUGAGAAAAAAGGGAAAAGAUUAAAAAUAAUAGAAAUAGAUGAGUUAAAUGAUAUCAAUAAACUUGCUGAUAAUAAUAAAGAAGAGGAUAAGAUAUCUUUUUCUGGCAUUGAAAAAAACGAUAGAAAAGAUACAUUACUUAUAGAAACAGAAUCAGAAACCUUUAGUGGGAAUUCUAGUUUUAAGGGCUCUGUCUAUGAAAGUUUAUUAUCAUUUGAAGGCAUACAUGUUGCUGAUAGCUUAGAGAAGUUAAUAGCAGAGGGAGAGAGAUCAUUUAAUAGAGGCAGCUACGCUGAUGGAACCAAACAUUUUACCAGAGCAAUAGAUUCGAUUUUAUCAGGUCCAGAGCGCCCGAAAAGUCUUCUCGCUGGUCUGUAUCAAAAUAGAGGUAUCUGCGAGUUUAGAGCUGGGGACUCCAAAAGUUGUGUUGAUGAUGUAACCGAAUCGCUGAAUUAUGACGUCAAAGCUACUUCAUACGUUCUGAGAGCGAUUGCGUUGGAGAGUCUAGAAAGGUAUAGAGAUGCCUACGUGGAUUACAUGACUGCCUUGCGAAAAGACUCGUCUAUCAAAAUGGCAUGGGAUGCAUCAACAAGGCUCAUCGAUAUUUUACGAAAUCAAGAUGGUCCUCGUUGGAGAGAUAAGUUACCAAAACAGAAUGAACCGGAGCCGGAGCGAAGAGGAAACCAAGAAGACCGGUCGGAAGACAGACAUGGACCGCUGCAGCAACAGGGAAAAAGAACAGAAAUUGAGGAGGACCAAUUGUCUCGUGAUGAAGCGGUAUUAAAUCCGGAAAUCAGUUCAGACAAAGAACAAAUAAAGUCAGCGAAAAAAUCUGAAUCAAGGCAAGAAAGGUUUAGGAAAGCAAAAGAACUUGGCAAUAAAUGUGCGCUAGAUGGGAAUUUUCAAGAAGCAGCAGCCCACUACAGUCAUUGCAUCGAUCUGUUUCCAGAAGAAGCUACUUCUCUCACCAACAGAGCUCUGUGUUAUCUCAAACUCAAUAAGCUAAAAAAAGCCGAGAAUGAUUGCACAAAAGCUCUUGACUCGCAGCCAGACAAUAUAAAAGCUCUUUUCCGGCGGGCGCUGGCGAGAAAAACACCUGGUAAGUACAAGGAAGCACUGCAAGAUUUGACUGCACUGUUAAAACUAGACCCACAAAAUGGUGCGGCUAAAAAGGAACUAGAGACUAUUAAAGAUCUGUGGAGGGAAGAACUGAAAAACUUAGCAUCGAAAACGAAUGAGAAGAAUGGGACAGCAGCUAGUCAACAAAAACCAAAGAAGGGAGCGAAAAUCGAAGAAAUUCCAACGAAAGUGGCUGGCUCUCAACCCAAAGAAGGAACUGCCUGCCAAAAAGAGUCGAACCAGGGUAGAACAGGAAAAGAAUCUAUGCAACGAUCCCCUCGAAAAUUUCAUCUUAGAAAAGCGACUGGAUUUGAGUUUCUAAAAGCGUGGAAUGAAUUAAAAGGUAAAAGUUUAAAAGAACAUGCCGACUUACUGUCUCAGAUUGAGCCUUCUCAAUUGCCAAAAGUGAUAUCAAACAAAAUUGAUGGUGAAAUGAUCCAGACGAUCGUUUCCUGUGUCCAUGAAUUCUUCAUGACAAAAGACAAGUUACUGCAAGGCUUCAACAUUCUGAGAUAUACAGGAAAGGCUGAUCGGUUUAACAUGGGAAUUAUGUUCUUGUCAACGAAAGACCUUUCCAACAUAAGACGAGUCAUUGAAGAUUUCGAAGGAAAACUGAAGGACUCGAACUCAAUCGUCUCUGCGAAGGAGAUUAGUGAGUUGAAAAAAGCCUACAAAGUGUCAUGAUAAAGACAUUUCUAUUAUUGCGUAUGAUUUGAAAUUGUUUGAGUUUACGAAGUAUUCAAAUGUGUCCUCUGCCUUGCUGUGCCCCCCCCCCUAGAUAUUUUAAAUGCAAUCCAAGAAUUUUUAUCUUUUUAUGAUUUUGUUCAUGUUCAGAGAGGCUUGGAAGAUAAAAUUCUGCCCUUAAUUAUUUGGUCUUUUUAUUGAACGCUUGCAUCUGAUGCCCGCACCUCUUUGCAAAGGGCAAAGAAUUAAGCCACCCUUCGAUCGAUACCGCCCAUCGUACCCUUGCUGUCUGUGAUCUGUAUUUGUCCUCCAACUACUUUUGCUAUUGAGACUAUAGAUUUAUAAACAUACCACCCGGCUCCUACUACCUCAGGUGCAUCAAUCAGUUGAAAUCAUUUGCAUUUCUUCAUCUUCUUGAAUAUUCAUUGCCUUGUGCGUGUUAUUAUGUUUAUUUGUUUGUUUGUUUGUUUCAUGCUUGUUUGCUCAUUUGUUGUGGGUUGUCAAUUGCAAUUUUUGUGGGUUUGAUUCGCCUACGGAUGAAAUGAUUGAAAAGAUUUGUAUUAUUAACUUCAGUCUUACUUAUCCAAUUAAUUAUGUUAUCAUCGAAAAAAAUACCCAGUGAAAGGCAAUUUUUUA
Rhopilema esculentum is the source of this 5194-nucleotide messenger RNA. RefSeq lists its product as uncharacterized. Gene Ontology annotation, molecular function: heat shock protein binding. The record is from RefSeq and is a predicted model, not a curated record. Gene Ontology annotation, cellular component: mitochondrion; cytosol. Lineage: Eukaryota; Metazoa; Cnidaria; Scyphozoa; Rhizostomeae; Rhizostomatidae.